This is a messenger RNA of Gregarina niphandrodes, 1521 nucleotides long. RefSeq names its product calcium/proton exchanger. The record is from RefSeq and is a predicted model, not a curated record. NCBI's taxonomy places the organism in Eukaryota, Apicomplexa, Conoidasida, Eugregarinorida, Gregarinidae. The transcript has a single exon. Gene Ontology annotation, molecular function: calcium:proton antiporter activity. Gene Ontology annotation, cellular component: membrane. Gene Ontology annotation, biological process: calcium ion transmembrane transport; intracellular calcium ion homeostasis. Bases 1 to 1521 code for a protein of 506 amino acids.
AUGAGCUACACGCCCCUGGACGGUGGCAGCGGUCAUCAUAAUGGGACCGUCCGGCCGCCGGAGAUCUAUCGGCCUGAGUUCCAGAGAUCUGAGUUGCAGAGAUCUGAGUUCCAGAGAUCUGAGUUGCAGAGGCCGGAGUUCUCAUCGCGGCCUUCAAUGAAGAAGACUAUGACAAAUGUUUCGUCUUACAACAAUGCGGCGUAUGAAAGUACGCCUUAUACCAAUACGUCCUACAAUGAUGCGCACCCUGUGAUUGGGAGAUCGCAGUCGUCCAAGCCGAACGCCAGGACCAAGUUGCCUAUACUGCCUGGAUCACGGAUGGGCGGAAUGAUUAAAUCUGGUUUAGGAGGAUCCGGGUUCAGAUCCGGCUUACGGUCAGGACAGAGUCGGCGGUCAGGACGUGGCAAGGAGCCGACAGGUGUAUUGAAUUUGCUAAUCAAGUUCUGGCCGAUAAGUGUCUUCUUCGGCUUCAUCCCGUUGGGAUUUGCGUCGAGGAUUCUCGGGUGGGCGGACCCGUUAGUCUUUGCGACCAACUUCUUGGCCAUCGUCCCAUUGGCAUGGAUCAUGGGAGUCGCUACGGAAGAUUGUGCAGCGGCGUUUGGAACAAUAAUUGGUGGGUUGAUGAACGCGUGGUUUGGUAACAUUGUGGAGAUGCUUCUUUGCAUUGCAGGGUUGCGACAGGGCGAGUUGGUUGUGGUGCGUUGUACCCUGAUUGGGAGCAUCCUCUCGAACCUGUUGCUGGUGGCAGGUUGCUCGUUGUUUGUUGGCGGUCUCUUUUACAAGGUCCAGGAGUUUUCUGCGGUUGGUGCUUCAACCACCACAUCACUCCUGAUGUUAGGAGCCUUCUGCGCUGGCAUGCCGAGCAUGUAUUCCGUAGUCUCUGGUACUGGCUUCGACGAGACACUCAAAAUGUCGCGUUGUGUAGCCUUCUUUCUGGUGGUCAUGUAUGCGCAAUUUAUGAUCUUCCAACUCCGCACUCACUCUUUCCUCUACACGCCUGUGACCGAGGAGGAGGACGACGACCAGGAAGAGGAAGUGUCCAUGGGGCCCUGCGCCGCGGCGGUGGUGUUGGGUGUUGGCACUGUGCUGUGCAGCUUCAGCAGCGAGUUUCUCAUUGCCUCCAUCCAAGGAACUGUCAGCUCCUUCCACAUCAGUAAGGAAUUUAUCGGCAUCAUCCUGCUACCGAUAAUAGGCAAUGCGGCGGAACACUACACGUCUGUAGUCGUCGCCAUACACAACAGCAUGGACCUCUCGCUGGGUUGUGCCGUCGGCUCUGCUUGUCAAAUGCUCCUCUUCGUCACCCCAGUCACCGUCCUGGUCGGCUGGAUCGUGCAGCAACCAAUGUCGCUUGACCUACACGCCUUUGAGAUACUAGUCCUCGUUCUCGCCAUCAUUAUCAUCACCGGCAUCCUCCAAGAUGGCUACAGCAACUGGCUUGAAGGUUCCAUCCUCUGCAGCGCCUAUGCAGUCAUCGCAGUCGUCUACUUUUUUGAGAACCCAAAACUAAGCGACGUCAUCUGA